AUGGGCCGCCUGAAUGAGCAGCGCCUCUUCCAGCCUGACCUCUGCGACGUGGACCUGGUGCUGGUGCCCCAGCGCAGCGUCUUCCCGGCACACAAGGGCGUGCUGGCUGCCUACAGCCAGUUCUUCCACUCCCUCUUCACCCAGAACAAGCAGCUGCAGCGCGUGGAGCUGUCCCUGGAGGCGCUGGCGCCCGGCGGCCUGCAGCAGAUCCUCAACUUCAUCUAUACAUCCAAGCUGCUGGUCAACGCGGCCAACGUCCACGAGGUGCUCAGCGCCGCCUCAUUGCUGCAGAUGGCUGACAUCGCCGCGUCCUGCCAGGAGCUGCUGGAUGCCCGCUCCCUAGGCCCCCCGGGCCCCAGCGCUGUGGCCCUGGCCCAGCCGGCCACUGGCUGCGCCCCGGCCGCACCACCCUACUACUGUGACAUCAAGCAGGAGGCAGACGCCCCAGGUCUGCCCAAGAUCUAUGCCCGCGAGGGCCCUGACCCCUACUCUGUGCGUGUCGAGGACGGGGCAGGGGCCGCAGGUGGCACGGUGCCUGCUGCCAUUGGGCCAGCCCAGCCCUUCUUCAAGGAGGAGAAGGAGGGUGGUGUCGAAGAGGCCGGUGGGCCCCCUGGCAGCCUGUGCAAGCUGGAGGGCGGGGAGGGGCUGGAGGAAGAGCUAGGGGGUUCUGGCACCUAUAGCCGCCGGGAGCAGUCCCAGAUCAUCGUGGAGGUGAACCUCAACAACCAGACUCUGCACGUGUCCACGGGGCCCGAGGGGAAGCCGGGCACCACCCCGGGCCCGGCCACCAUGGUGCUGGGGCGGGAAGACGGGCUGCAGAGACACUCGGAGGAGGAGGAGGAGGAAGAGGAGGAGGAGGAGGAGGAGGAGGAAGAAGAGGAAGAGGAGGGUGGUGGCAGUGGAGGGGAGGAGGAGGAGGAGGAGGAAGAGGAAGAGGAGGGUGGCAGUCAGGGAGAGGAGGAAGAUGAGGAGGAAGGGCACAGCGAGCAGGAGGAGGAAGAGGAGGAAGAAGAGGAAGGGCACAGUGAACAGGAUCAAGAGAGCUCAGAGGAGGAGGAGGAGGAGGGGGAGGCAGGGGGCAGGCAGGGGCCGGCGGGGCGUCGGGGCAGCAGGGCAGAGCCCCCUCCCCACGGUCGCAUGGCCACUCGGUCCCGAGAGAACGCCCGGCGCCGGGGCCCCCCUGAGCCUGAGGAGACCAGGCCACGGGGUGGGAAGAGGCCCAAGCCCGCGCCGGGAGCCUCUGCGCCGGCCCGAGGGCCACAGGCCACUGACGGGCUGGGGGCCAAGGUGAAGCUGGAAGAGAAGCAGCACCACCCAUGCCAGAAGUGCCCUCGCGUCUUCAACAACCGCUGGUACCUGGAGAAGCACAUGAACGUGACCCACAGCCGCAUGCAGAUCUGCGACCAGUGCGGCAAGCGCUUCCUGCUGGAGAGCGAGCUGCUGCUGCACCGGCAGACAGACUGCGAGCGCAACAUCCAGUGUGUGACCUGUGGUAAAGCUUUUAAGAAGCUCUGGUCCCUCCACGAGCACAACAAGAUCGUGCAUGGCUAUGCGGAGAAGAAGUUCUCCUGUGAGAUCUGCGAGAAGAAGUUCUACACCAUGGCCCACGUGCGCAAGCACAUGGUUGCCCACACCAAGGACAUGCCCUUCACCUGUGAGACCUGCGGGAAGUCCUUCAAACGAAGCAUGUCUCUCAAAGUGCACUCACUGCAGCACUCUGGGGAGAAACCCUUCAGAUGCGAGAACUGCAAUGAGCGCUUCCAGUACAAGUACCAGCUCGCGGUCUGCCUUAUCCACAUACCUAAGCAGUUCAUGUGCCAGUGGUGUGGCAAGGACUUCAACAUGAAGCAGUACUUCGACGAGCACAUGAAGACCCAUACAGGUAUGAAGCCAUACAUCUGCGAGAUCUGCGGCAAGAGCUUCACCAGCCGACCCAACAUGAAGCGGCACCGGCGCACGCACACCGGCGAGAAGCCUUACCCCUCUCACCGUGUCUCUUGCGGACAAGCGCUUCCUUCUCCCACUGCUUUCAAAGGCCCACAAGGAGCUCCCCCUGGGCUCCCUGGUCUUGGGCCAGCUGGAGGUGAGCAGAGAGAUGAGGUGGGCCUCAAGCCCCCUGACCACAGGCUGGAGUUAGAGCCUCAGCCUCUGAACUUGGCAGGUGCUGCCACCGCACUCCUCAUUGGGGGCCCAGAGGGCGGGCUGGGCUUUACGAACACCCAGAGUCAGGAGCUGAGGCAAGAGCAGAGAUGUGCCCCCAAACUGGUGUUUGGUCUUGAGCUGGAUGCAGAAGGGGAUGGAGAGAGGAGAGGUCUCGGGGUAACUGAUGCCGAGGCUCCCAAAGGAGUGCCCACAGGAGGCCAGGCCCCCUACGUUUUGCUCUUUGGGACCAAACUGCUCAUUAACACAUCGCGUCCUGGAGUGCAGGAGUAUUUAUACCCUAGUUGCAAGGGAGGCUGGGAAGCCAUCCUGAGAGAAACCACGGCCCACGCAUACACACUGGGCACAGGUCUGGAGUGGACACUGAAUCCUACAGGAAAGCCCCAGCCUGGCAAGGCAAAUCUCUGUGCUGGCUCCAUAAUUGAUUCUUCCCUAGACAAUGUCACCACUCCACAGCAUCAGCUGCUCCUGGGCACUGGGUGA
Molecule: messenger RNA, 2643 nt
Organism: Puma concolor (puma)
Lineage: Eukaryota; Metazoa; Chordata; Mammalia; Carnivora; Felidae
Source: RefSeq, a predicted model, not a curated record